GGAAGCGCCGCCCGGGCCCGGCGCCCAAGCGCAACCCGGCCCCGCCUCACGCAGGCGGCACCGCCUCUACUUAAAGCGCGCUCGGCACUACUGCCGCCUCCUCGUGCCCGCCGGCCCCGCAGCUCCACCAUGUCGGAUCGGCUGCCCUACAAAGUGGCUGACAUCAGCCUUGCAGACUGGGGCCGCAAGGCCAUUGAGAUUGCAGAGAAUGAGAUGCCAGGGCUGAUGAAGAUGAGGGAGAUGUACUCUUCAUCCAAGCCCCUGAAAGGUGCCCGCAUCGCUGGCUGCCUCCACAUGACGGUACAGACAGCAGUGCUCAUAGAGACCCUCAUCGUGCUGGGGGCUGAGGUACAGUGGUCAAGUUGCAACAUUUUCUCCACUCAGGACCAUGCUGCAGCUGCUAUUGCAAAAGCUGGUAUCCCUGUGUUUGCCUGGAAAGGGGAGACAGAUGAGGAAUACUUGUGGUGCAUCGAGCAGACCCUGUACUUCAAGGAUGGGCAGCCCCUCAACAUGAUUUUGGAUGAUGGUGGAGAUCUUACCAACCUAGUUCAUACCAAAUACCCACAGCUGCUGAAAGGAAUUAGAGGUAUUUCAGAAGAGACAACCACGGGCGUUCACAACCUGUACAAGAUGAAGGCCAGUGGGACCCUGAAAGUGCCAGCUAUCAAUGUGAAUGACUCUGUCACUAAGAGCAAGUUUGAUAACCUUUAUGGCUGCAGAGAGUCCCUCAUCGAUGGCAUCAAGCGUGCCACAGAUGUCAUGAUUGCUGGGAAGGUGGCAGUGGUGGCAGGAUAUGGGGACGUGGGUAAGGGCUGUGCCCAGGCCCUGCGGAGCUUCGGAGCCAGAGUCAUCAUCACGGAAAUCGAUCCCAUCAACGCGCUCCAGGCAGCCAUGGAAGGUUAUGAAGUUACAACUAUGGAGGAGGCCUGCAAAGAGGGCAACAUCUUUGUCACCACCACUGGCUGCACUGACAUUGUGCAGGGCAGGCACUUUGAGCAGAUGAAGGAUGAUGCUAUAGUGUGUAAUAUAGGCCAUUUUGAUGUGGAAGUUGAUGCCAAGUGGCUGAAUGACAAUGCAGUGGAGGCAGUGAAUGUCAAACCUCAGGUGGAUCGCUACACGCUGCGCAACGGCCGCCACAUCAUCCUGCUGGCCGAGGGCCGCCUGGUCAACCUGGGCUGUGCCAUGGGCCACCCCAGCUUCGUCAUGAGCAACUCCUUCACCAACCAGGUCCUGGCACAGAUCGAGCUCUGGACCCACAGUGACAAAUAUGCUGUGGGGGUCCACUUCCUGCCAAAGAAGCUGGAUGAAGCUGUGGCUGCUGCUCAUCUGGACAAGCUGAGUGUGAAGCUGACAAAGCUGAGUGACAAACAGGCCAAAUACCUGGGCUUGUCCAGAGAUGGGCCCUUCAAGCCAGACCACUACAGAUACUGAGCAGGUGGCACUACCCAAAGACCAAAGUGCAGGGAUACAACCUUCCAAAGCUCCUGUGUGUGCUGGGCUUCUGAGGACAAGCCUUUUGCCAUUUUCCCCUCAGUGCUGCACAACUCUUCCCCUUACCAGGGAACCUUCAGGGCCCUGUCAGUGGAAGAGGUUUACUGACUCCUGGAAUUAGAAUUGGUUACUUAGCUAAUGUCACAGUGAAAAGAAUCCUAUGCACCUUUUGUUGGUUUGUAAUGCUCCAGUAAGGGGAGCAGGACAGAAGGUGGCUAAAUGAGAAUGUGUAGUCUUGUCAUACAAGUGGCUGACAGCUUUGAGCAGUCUCACCAGUGAGGUGGGGAACGGUUUCUGCAGGGAGAUGCUUUUGCCAUGCCCUGCUCCAAUCAGGUGAAUCCCAUUAGGGACUGGCACUGUCAGGCCCUCUCCACAACUGUGCCCUGGUAAAGUGCAUGUUGUGAAACUGGGGGAAAUAGGGAGGAUAUGAAUUGCUUGGUCUCCUUGCUGUAAAAUCAACUCCACCUCCUAUUCAGAGAUUAGAGCUGGAGCUUUUUCUUGGGUUAAUUUACUCCAUCAGCUUUGAUCAGAACAAAGACCCAUUUUGUGCUUCUGCCAUACCAGCUUGAGGAGGGGUGAGGCAAGAGAGACUUUUAGCUUUCCAAGUGUGUUGUGAGCAGCUGAGGAGCCACUGAGGGCGUGGUUUGGUUUAGGGUCCUUGUUCAAUCCUCUGCAGACACCAGCAGCACACUGCUACUCCCAACUUGAUUUCUCUGAGUUGUCAUGUCUGCUGUAUCAUGUUUGUCACUGACUUCAAGUGCUUUUAUUAAAGAUCUGACUGUGGCCUGA
This is a messenger RNA of Poecile atricapillus (Black-capped chickadee), 2280 nucleotides long. RefSeq names its product adenosylhomocysteinase (gene AHCY). Lineage: Eukaryota; Metazoa; Chordata; Aves; Passeriformes; Paridae. Bases 130 to 1431 code for a protein of 433 amino acids. Gene Ontology annotation, molecular function: adenosylhomocysteinase activity. The record is from RefSeq and is a predicted model, not a curated record. Gene Ontology annotation, cellular component: cytosol. The transcript is spliced from 10 exons. Gene Ontology annotation, biological process: L-methionine cycle.